This is a messenger RNA of Ixodes scapularis (black-legged tick), 1743 nucleotides long. RefSeq names its product arylsulfatase B. Bases 1 to 1743 code for a protein of 580 amino acids. NCBI's taxonomy places the organism in Eukaryota, Metazoa, Arthropoda, Arachnida, Ixodida, Ixodidae. The record is from RefSeq and is a predicted model, not a curated record. The transcript has 9 exons.
AUGCUUAGACGUCGAGCUCUGGAGAGUCCGGGGGCCGUCGCGCCGACUCACGAGAACCAGAAUGCCCCGAGUUUCACGCCCCUGGUGGUCUUCUCCGUUGCCCUGCUUCUUAUCUCCGGGGCCGUCGCCACGGGGUUUCUCUUGUCUGCCGGGAAGUCACCGCAGCCCCACAUUGUGUUCAUUCUUGCGGAUGAUCUGGGCUGGAACGAUGUGAGCUACAACGGCUGCCCCCAGAUUCGAACGCCCAACAUUGACGCCCUGGCCUGGAAUGGCGUCCGACUGAGCAGGUACUACACCCAGGCCCUCUGCACACCUUCGAGGGCCACGCUCAUGACCGGACGCUAUCCUAUUCACACCGGCAUGCAGCACAGCAUAAUCUUCAACGAGGAACCCAGGGGUCUGUCUUUGAGCUUCAAGCUCCUGCCGCAGUGGCUCGCGGAGCGAGGAUACACCACGCAUAUGAUCGGAAAGUGGCAUCUAGGCUUCCACAAGACCGAAUACACACCGACAAAGCGUGGAUUUCACCGACACGUUGGCCUUUGGGGCGCCUUCGUCGACUACUUCACUCACGAGAAAACGUACAGGGGGCCGGGUGGAGAUACAGGUCUGGAUUUUCGUCGGGAUCUUUCCAUAUCACCGAACGAGUCCGGCACGUACAUCACCCAACUCUUGACAAGAGAGGCCAAAGCCGUAAUCGCAAACCACCCCAUCGACAAGCCUUUAUUCCUAUACUUGGCCCACCAAGCACCACACUCGGCUAAUCCGGACGAACGCUUGCAAGCUCUCAAGGAACACAUCGACCAAUAUCGCGACAUUGGGUCCUGGAAAAGAACACUUUAUGCUGGCAUGGUGUCGGCCCUCGACGAAUCUGUGGGCAGCGUGUUCGAGUCCCUCAAUCAUCGGGGCAUGCUAGACAACACCGUCUUUGUGUUCAGUUCGGACAAUGGCGCGGACACCGACAGUGCCACCGCCAACUCGGCCUCUUCGUGGCCCUUCAGAGGUCAGAAAUACACACCCUGGGAAGGCGGAGUGCGCGCACCGGCCGUCAUCUGGAGCCCACUUUUCUCUGGCUUACUGGGAUCCGUAUACAACAACAUGUUCCACAUCUCUGAUUGGCUUCCGACGCUGUAUCAACUUGCCGGUGGCCUUGCCGAAGGAAUGGCCGACGACAUCGACGGCUUGAGCCACCUGCAUUCGCUCACUGGUGGAACCGAGCCCCCAAGGCACGAACUGCUAAUCAACAUCGACCCCGUGGAAAAUUACUCGGCAAUAAUUGAAGGCCAUUUCAAGCUGGUCAAAGGUCGUGCGUCGGGCAGUGCUUUUGACAAGUGGUAUUCGAUUCCCGGAAACGUCACAUGGGAUUCGGACAUGCCUCGAAAGCAGUGCGAAAGCUCCGUGGUCGUCCGAGUGUUGAGGAACAUCGGUUUGAGUCCCGUGUGCGGUGCGGGCCGCACGCGUUACGCCGUUCCCGUUGAUUGUGGCCAGAGGGACCCUAGAGAGAAGUCGUGUGCACCGGAGAGGUCAGCCUGCCUUUUUGAUUUGUCGAAGGACCCCUGCGAGUACAAUGAUGUUUCUGGCCAGCAUCCAGAGGUUGUGGAGCGCCUUCUGAAAAAAUUGGCUGGCUAUGAGGCCACCGCCCUGAAACCAGCGAACCUACCCGAUGACCCACGAUCGAACCCAGGCUUGCAUAAUAACGUCUGGGUUGCAUGGAACGAUGUUUCAGGGCCCAACUUGACAAGAUGA